Molecule: messenger RNA, 1851 nt
Organism: Sinocyclocheilus anshuiensis
Lineage: Eukaryota; Metazoa; Chordata; Actinopteri; Cypriniformes; Cyprinidae
Product: collagen and calcium-binding EGF domain-containing protein 1
Exons: 11
Coding region: 410-1438 (342 amino acids)
Molecular function (GO): calcium ion binding
Source: RefSeq, a predicted model, not a curated record
UAAUCACAAAAACAGAAGUCACAUUAAUAAUUCAUGCGAGUUUGUUUCAGGCUGGAUUGAGGCCACUGUUCUGUCUUUUCCAUGGAGUUUCUUAGGCAAGCAUCACCAUUAUUAUUGCUCAUCCGUUCAGUUGGGGGUUUGAACAAACCCCAAAUCCUGAGUAUUAAACUUCUGUGCAUGACUCAUCUCAGUCUGCUUGUGCUAAAGAUAUGAAUGAUUCCUUAAAACAUGAAGCUUGUUGGAGAUAGAUUUGCUUUGAUACUUUUAUAAGCACUUGUGAUUUUUCUGGCAGGUGAUGAAACAGGUGAAAAAAUAGACAAAAAAAUAAAGAAAAAGAAAAAAAGAGCCAAUAUGCAACUAUGUAAAAUUCCUGCACUGCUGUUGUGUAGCAACAUCCUGGCAACCAUCCAUGACACCCUAUCAAGGAAAGAAGUGCUGUGAAGGUUUUAAGUUUGUACUGGGACAGUGUAUUCCAGAAGACUAUGAUGUGUGUGCUGGCGCCCCAUGUGAACAGCAGUGUACCGAUCAUUUCGGCCGUGUGGUGUGCACCUGUUAUCCUGGGUAUCGCUAUGACCGGGAACAACAUAGAAAGCGUGAGAAACCAUACUGCCUGGACAUUGAUGAAUGUGCCAACAAUAACGAGACGGUGUGCUCACAGAUCUGUGUGAACACCCCUGGCAGCUACCGGUGUGAGUGCGAGAAAGGCUUCUACCUAGAGGAUGAUGGGAAAACAUGCACCAAGGGCGAGCGAGCUCCACUGUUUGAGAAAUCAGACAAUGUCAUGAAAGAAGGAACGUGCUCGGCCACAUGUGAAGACUUCCAUCAGAUGAAGAUGACCGUUCUCCAACUCAAACAGAAGAUUGCCGUAUUGCCAAGCAGCACAGAGGUCAAUAAACAGAUGACCAAUGAAAAGAUGAUGAUGACACAUUCGUUCUUACCUGGACCUCCAGGGCCACCUGGGCCUGCAGGGAGCCCAGGGCCCAGAGGUUCCCCUGGUCCCCCAGGACAAAUGGGGCCACCAGGCAUGCCUGGUCCCAGAGGCGACAUGGGGCCCAUGGGACCCUCACCAGACCUGUCGCAUAUCAAACAGGGACGCCGUGGCCAAGUGGGUCCACCCGGGGCUUCAGGGAGAGAUGGCAUGAAGGGAGAGAGAGGGGUCCCCGGCCCUUCCGGACCUCCAGGCCCGCCAGGAUCCUUUGACUUCCUGUUACUCAUGAUGGCUGACAUUCGUAACGACAUCGCAGAGUUGCAGAACAAAGUGUUCAGCAGACCAUUAUACUCCGUAGAGGAUUUCCCAUCUGCCCCGGACAAUUGGAGGGACACCCAGGAAAGCCUGGACUUUGGCUCUGGAGAAGACUACAAACCCCAGAUCCCGCCUAAGAGCACCAGGAAAAGGAAAUUGCCCCGGACCUUAAAUAAUCCAGAUUGGCCAAUUUAAAGAUUGCCCACAAAGAGUGCCAGAACUGAAAGAAAGAACUGAUUGUAGAGAGAAUGAGUAGUGUAAAUAUCACAGAACGACUAUUUAAUGUAUACUCGCUGAAAAAAGGCUGAAUGUAUUUCAUUGUAUGAAAUUUCUAUUUUUAUAAUAUAAAGGAUGUACAUUUUGUAUUUUGGGCAUUUUGAACGUGUCAUUUGUGUACCAAAUAACUAAUAGGUUACAUGUACCAUAGUUCUCUUGUUCUAGGGCCAGAUUUACGGAACAUUAAGAAUCAAAUUCUUCUUAACUGCUGAUUUCUUAUUUUCUAGCUUAAGAAAAAAAGUUAAGAAUAUUUUGUAGUUCCAAAAAUACUUCUAAAAAUAUUUGUAAGGUUUCUUAAGAUAGCACAAGAAGAAUUAAAAUUCUUUAAAACA